Trichoplusia ni (cabbage looper) is the source of this 1798-nucleotide messenger RNA. Its product is annotated as erlin-2-like. Bases 299 to 1270 code for a protein of 323 amino acids. Gene Ontology annotation, biological process: SREBP signaling pathway. Gene Ontology annotation, molecular function: cholesterol binding; ubiquitin protein ligase binding. Gene Ontology annotation, cellular component: endoplasmic reticulum membrane; endoplasmic reticulum. The record is from RefSeq and is a predicted model, not a curated record. The transcript is spliced from 6 exons. Lineage: Eukaryota; Metazoa; Arthropoda; Insecta; Lepidoptera; Noctuidae.
UUUAAACUGUCAUUUGCUACCGGGAGAAAUGUCAACCGGUAAUGUUCCAAUUUGUGCGAAACAGAAAUCUCAACAACAUUUAAUUAAAUACAAUUUAAACCGGUAUUUAUUGAAAAGUACCCAUGAAAAUAAUACUAUAAAAACUUGCUUUUGAAAAAUUUAAGUAUUCAUUCAUCAUACCGCUUAUCGUGAGUGUUCACUUGGAUUUGUGGAGGUAAAUUCACAAUAAUUAGUUUAAGUGGAUUCUGCUCGUAUUUGAUUGUACUAGUCUAAUUGGUGCUAUUCCUGUAGUCCGGCUAUGGCGGACCAGUCGUCGGUUUUGGCUUUUGUCAUACUGGCAGUUGGAAUCACUGUGCACUUUUCCCUGCACAAAGUUGAAGAGGGCCAUGUAGGCGUGUAUUACCGCGGAGGAGCCCUUCUACCUGUGACUAGCCAGCCAGGCUUUCACAUGAUGAUCCCAUUGCUGACUUCAUAUAAAUCCAUACAGACGACGCUUCAAACGGACGAGGUGAAGAAUGUCCCGUGCGGCACGAGCGGCGGUGUGAUGAUAUACUUUGAACGUAUCGAAGUCGUCAACAAACUUGAGCCGAUCAGUGUGUUAGAUAUGGUGCGUAAUUUCACAGCUGACUACGACAAAACGCUCAUAUUCAACAAGGUUCAUCACGAACUCAACCAGUUCUGCAGUGCUCACACGCUGCACGAAGUCUAUAUAGACUUGUUCGAUCAAAUUGACGAGAAUUUACGCACAGCAUUACAGCAAGAUUUGCACGAAAUGGCCCCGGGACUGAGGGUGCAAGCCGUUCGAGUCACGAAACCGAAAAUUCCAGAAUCUAUUCGUAAAAACUAUGAACUUAUGGAAGCGGAAAAAUCUAAACUCCUCAUUGCUGCUCAACACCAGAAGGUCGUUGAAAAAGAAGCCGAGACUGCUAGGCGAAAGGCCGUCAUUGAAGCAGAAAAGGAAGCUCAGGUCGCGAAAAUCCAAUACGAACAGAAAAUAAUGGAGAAAGAAUCCCUGCAGAAGAUAGAACUCAUUGAGGACAGUAUUCACAAAGCCAAACAGCAAACCAAAGCCGAGGCCGACUUCUACCAUCUGAAGAAACAGGCGGAAGCCAACAAAGUGUUACUUACGAGAGAGUACUUAGAAUUGAAGAGAUACGAAGCUUUAGCUCUAAACAAUAAGAUCUACUUUGGCAGUGAUAUACCAAAUAUGUUUGUUCAGGCUAAUGUCGGUGACAGCAUCCCCAUUCCCAAGGGCGUCCAAGUUGAAUGACUGCUAAUCAAUCUGGCGCACCUGCUAGUCAUGGAGUAGGGGUCACAAGGACCAAGUAAAGUCGCAUUAUGUGCGUAAGUCAAUAAACUUCGAUUUAGAUUAAACAUUAUCAAAACUGCUUAGAAUCUGAUCCCUUAGCAGUUUUGUUCCCCAAUUUGCUUGUUUAGAUGAUUGAUUAGAUUGCUAUUAUAAAGAAGCAGUGUUUGUUGUAUACUGGAAUGAGUAUUAUCUCUUUUUACAUUAUUAAUGUAGUCUUAUUAAUCUCAAUACAUAGUACUUGUAAUUUGUGUGUAAGAACAAUAGAUAUCUGUUAAAAAAUUGUGAUAGGUAGAAACUUUUAUAUAUUUCAUGCACUAUUAAAAUGUAUGAACAAAUAAGAUAAGGAAUUAAUAUAAAUUAUUUAUAGAACUCAUCACAAUAACUUCAUUGAGUUUAUUUGACUGAGUGUUAUUUUGGUUCUCAUACAUUAUUUUUCUAUGUAAAUAGCUUUUUUAAUGUGAAAUUAAAUAGAAAAAUAUGUGGAAAAAA